AUGACAUCACGACCUCCAAAUCACGAUACGACCGAGGAGGAGUUGUCAAGACGAAGGAACUUCAAGAAGCACAAGGUGCUCCCUCAUCCGUCGAGGCAAAGAGAGAAUGCUGGGAAGACAGUCAACGAUCAGCGAUCUUCGCAAGCAAGGCGUACCCUCAGCUCGAGCGAUGCGCAAUCGCGUAAGAAGACUUCGCAGUCGCCAAAUUCGCCUACCCUGAAGCACCAGUCAAGACGGAUUCGAAGUGGCCCCGUCAUGCCUCCGACGCCCCCCGCCCACUCGCGAACCUCUUCAAGUAGUCACUCAAUACAGCUGCACAGCCCGACGGACCCUGCAACACCCUCUCAGAGCCUCGAAAAGGCCUCGACGCAUCUCGAAAGACCCACGACGCCCCAGAAUCAGCAGAGUCCCCCAACACCUGACGUGACACCCCCUCAACCAGCCACUCGCCCCAAGGCAUUGCGGCCCGUCUUUGGUGAUCGCUCCAUUUCAAAACCCACUACGUCAGAGUCUCGAACCGAGUCCUUUCGUACGGCCAGGGAAGAGCCAUAUUCGUCCGAAGAUGACUGCAAGUCCACUGUACGACCGAGUCUACCAUCUCCACGUACAUCGCAGACUACCGUUCGGCAGAUUUCACAACACAAGGUUAAGAAAGCGUCGCAGCUGGGCGGCAUCGGACUCGGACUCGACUUUGACCCCAAGACCGACGACAGCCUGACACCGAGAACGAAAGGAGAGUUCAUCAAAUUUGACGCUGGGUGGGAAUCGCCCAAUGAAGUGGAAAAAGAAUGGGACGACAACCUAGGCAGACAUGUCAUGAAAACUUGCAAAGGUCGAAACCGGCAGCGUCAGAAAGCUCUAGCGCCCCAGAUCACAGGAGGUUUUCCGGAAUGUCCUGCAAAGUCAAGUGUGUCCACAGUCGUUGAGGCGAUCUUGGUCGACACACCCUCGCCGCCUCAGCGACAACAGACUCUGCGCCAUAUGAGGAAACGAGGAACCUUGCGAGAUUCACUCUCUGAUCAAUUACCGGGAAGUUCUGCCCCUAGUUCUGCAAUCCGACUCGAAGAAACCAGACAGCAGCCACCAGCUAGCCGGCCACCUGAUUCACGCCGUGAGAGUCACACGUCUGCGACGACCCACAACUCCAUGUCAAGCAACAAAGCUCGCCGCGAGGUGUGGAAGAAUGGAGGAAUCCCGGUCGUCGUUGUACCUGACCGGAGAUCAUCCAACAGAUCCAGCCGGACGCCUUCUCUGAGAUCAACGAGCAGCCAUCGGACCCGACGCAGUCUGAGUGUAAACUCGGUGCAGCGGGUGAACGCUGCUAAAAGUCAUGACUUGACACCCCUGUUUGAUAGGCCUUCCCGCAGACGAUGGACCAUGUCGGAAUCUGACGGAUCUGAUCAAAGAACUAUUGAUUAUCCUCCUGCCAUCCCGGCGAGAUCCUCAUCUCUGUCAGCCCCAACAAGCCGCAACACUUCACGCGCUGGGUCAAUGACAGCGGAAAGCCUCAGAGCACACAAUGCAGUCCAGCAGCGCUUGACCCCGGAGGACAGAAUGGUCUCGACAGAUCUAAAAAGCACCCCUUCAUUCUUCUUAGCGCAGGAAGAUUACAUGCAUGCUCGUCCAAAUGUGCACCGGCCCGACGCCGAGUCGUAUAGCGGCAAGAGAUUGUCACACCAGAACACACCUUUUUCAGUCGCUUCCCUGGACACGAAUGGAAGUUUUGGAACUGCUGCUGAGGUCUCAGAAGCUCUUGCUGUCAGCAUCUACCCUCAUCAAAACUCGUCUUUGCUCAUGGUCCAUCACGCUGUGAAACCAAAUGACGAUGGAGAUGUGUUUCAAGACAGAGCUGCCAUAGAGAACAACGACCUUGCACCUGAGAUGCCCGGCGCAGCCCCAGCAAGACCGAAAAUCGUCACAACCUCUCCGGGCGGCUCAGUCCCCGUGACACCACCGCAGACACAGCUUGCGCUUGAACAAGUUGACUCACCGCUCAAGAAUCCACGCGCCCCUCCAGUGCCGCCGACGCUUCCAGCUAUUCAAUUCAUCCCUGCCACACCGUCAGGGCUGACGCCAUUCCACGAACGCCAGGAGAUGCGAGGCAAUUACUUUGAGGCGAUGGAGGAGGAUGAAAAGCCCCCCAAGCGAAGCAUGUCUCUGGUGCGGAGGGCAUUGCUCCAACAUCGACGCACCUCGGAAGCUUACCCUCCAAAGACGGCUCGGCCUGGAUUCCUCACGCGCACCCUAUCUCUUUCGCGCAGUAACCGAAGGGAUGCGAGUACAGAGCCACUUGCUAGAGACUCGCCGUACCCGAACAUUGACGACCCACCCGCAGAUGGUAGCAAGCUGCAUCCCUUCUGGAGACCAGCCUAUGCCGACGACGAAGGAGACAACUACGUUCGAGAUAUCGAUGACGAAGAGUACUACUACGAAGCCAAUCGCAAGCGACCGGGUCCACAACGGAGCCUGAGUGCACGGAUGAAACGGACAUUUGCUAUCUUACCACAGCGCGACCAACAUGGCUACCGUUCUUGGUCAGGCGAGGACGGACUUGACCGACGCAUUAUCCGUCGUACACCGAGCGGCAACUUGCGCGUCGUACGACGCCGGAAGAGCGCGGAGUCGAUCCCGCGCCAGUCGGACCGACCCUACACAUCCGACGGUACCUCUUCUUCGAGGUUUUUGUGGCCCGCUCGUGGCCGCCCGAGAGGAGAGACGCCAUCGACCCCGAGGCGGCGAUUCUCCGUAUCGCACACUAUCGAGGAAAUACAGGGCUUGCCCAGACGGCUAAGCGAGCGCAGAAGAGAAAGGCGCACGCAUGAGCUGCGGCAGAAGAUCAGUGGUCCCAGAGAGGUGCGGGACGGCGUGGGAGAAGUAGUACGGAGCGGCAGUCAGCGCAGCCACCGGGAGGUGACUGAGAACUAG
Molecule: messenger RNA, 2925 nt
Organism: Verticillium dahliae VdLs.17
Lineage: Eukaryota; Fungi; Ascomycota; Sordariomycetes; Glomerellales; Plectosphaerellaceae
Exons: 2
Coding region: 1-2925 (974 amino acids)
Source: RefSeq, a predicted model, not a curated record